Molecule: messenger RNA, 1968 nt
Organism: Lycium ferocissimum
Lineage: Eukaryota; Viridiplantae; Streptophyta; Magnoliopsida; Solanales; Solanaceae
Exons: 1
Coding region: 1-1968 (655 amino acids)
Molecular function (GO): nucleic acid binding; zinc ion binding
Source: RefSeq, a predicted model, not a curated record
AUGAGGUAUUUGCCUCCUACGUACUAUCAAGAAGUGCUCAAGAAAGUGUACAUGUUGAAACAAGGCUCCAAGAGUGUUGAGGAGUGCUUUGAUGAGUCUAAAAAUUUGAGGAUGAAGUCCAAAAUAGAAGAACACUUGAACUACACUCUCAUAAGAAUUGUGGCUAACCUAAAUCGGGGGAUCUCCAAACCCAUGAGGCUACAAACUUAUAGGAGUCUAGAGGAAGCGUUUCAUGAUGCUUCCAAGGUUGAAGCGGAUUUGAAGGAAGAGAGAGCGUACAAGGCAAAGAACACCACAUCUUCAACAUGGAACAAAGGUAAAGAGAAAUGGAAAACUUUCACUUGCGAGAAGCCCAAGACCACCACUCAAGCACCUCAAGCCAAGUUUGACUACAAGGCCAAAGGAGAUGAUAAGGCCAAAGGAGGUAACAAUGAUAAACCUAACUAUCCUCAUCCAUCUACCAUCCAAUGUUUCAAAUGUCAAGGUAGAGGGCACAUUUUAAGUGAAUGCCCCAAUAGAAGAUCAAUUAUGGUUCUACAUGAUAGGUACCGAACCGAUGAGAAAGAUAAGGAUAGGGUUGGUAGUGAUAAUGAGGGAGAAAAGAGUGAGCAUGAGGGUGAAUCCGAAGAUGAUGUUGAAAAAAGGAUGGAGGAGAGAUUGAACUUUGCCAUUGUAGCUAGGAGAGCCAUAGGUUCAUUAGCUAGAGAGGAGAGUAAUCAAAGGGAGAAUCUAUUUCAUUCUAGAUGCAAGAUAGUGGACAAGGUGUGUUCUUUGAUUAUUAAUGGUGGGAGUUGUACGAAUGCGGUGAGCCAAUUCUUGGUUGAACACAUAAAGUUUUGCACAAGGAAACAUCCUAGCCUUUACAAACUACAAUGGUUUAAUGAGUGUGGUGAAAUGAGAGUGACCAAGCAAGGCAUUAUCAGGUUUAGCAUUAGGAGGUAUGAAGAUAAGCUCUUAUAUGACGUAGUACCAAUGCAAGCAUGUCACAUCUUGCUUGGGAGGACUUGGAAAUUUGAUAGGGAUGCGCAAUAUAGUGGGAGGUCUAAUAAGUAUACAUUUGUACUUGGGGGUCGGAAAUUUGUUCUUGCUCCAUUAACACCCUAUCAAGUGAGUGAAGAUUAUAGAAUCAUAAAGGAACUCCGAGAGAGGGUUCAAGUGGAGGAAAUGCAGAAGCGUGAGAAGGGAGCAUUGGUGACCACUUGUGGAGAAGGAUCAUCUCAAGAUGGAUCCAAGAGGUGCAUGUUGGCCAAACCAAGCAAUUGUUUGAAGGGAAUUGAUGAGAGGCAUUUCAUGGUGUACCUUGUAAACAAAAAUCUUCUUUUGCAUACUAAUCAAACUAUUACCACUUUGCCUAGUAGUGUGUCUUCUCUUUUGCAGGAAUAUAAUGAUCUAUUUUUGGAGGAGAUACCCAAUGGAUUACCCCUAUUGAGGGGUAUUGAACAUCAAAUUGACUUUGUGCCGGUUUCACAAAUUCCCAACAAAUUGGCUUAUAGGAGCAAUCCGGAAGAAACAAAAGAAUUGCAAAGGCAAGUUGAGGAACUUCGUGAGAAGGGUCUAGUGAAGGAGAUUCUUAGCCCAUGUGCCGUUCUAGUGAUUCUUAUUCCAAAGAAAGAUGGUACUUGGAGGAUGUGCAUUGAUUGUAAAGUCGUUAAUAAAAUCACGGUAAAGUAUCGCCAUCCUAUUCCUAGACUUGAUGAUAUGUUGGAUGAUCUUUGUGGCUCAAAUGUAUUUUCGAAGGUUGAUCUUAGAAGUGGCUAUCACCAAAUUCGAAUGAACCCCGGUGAUGAGUGGAAAACGACCUUCAAAACCAAUUUUAGCCUCUAUGAGUGGCUUGUCAUGCCAUUCGGCCUAACCAAUGCACCUAGAACAUUUAUGAGAUUGAUGAACGAUGUCUUAAAACCAUUUAUCAAUAAGUUUGUGGUUGUUUAUUUUGAUGAUAUUCUAGUGUAUAGCAAAUCAAUUGAGUAG